Emiliania huxleyi CCMP1516 is the source of this 1923-nucleotide messenger RNA. RefSeq lists its product as hypothetical. Lineage: Eukaryota; Haptophyta; Isochrysidales; Noelaerhabdaceae. Gene Ontology annotation, molecular function: hydrolase activity, hydrolyzing O-glycosyl compounds. The transcript is spliced from 5 exons. The record is from RefSeq and is a predicted model, not a curated record. Bases 1 to 1923 code for a protein of 640 amino acids.
AUGCCGGACUGCCCCACCGAGAUUUGCGGAGUGUGGGACCAGGAUCGCUCUCGCUGCGACUCGCUCUGCCCGCUGCUCGCCGGCCUCGGCUUGCCGUCGUGGGCCCAGUCGAUCGCGUGCCCUGCAGCCGACAUGGUGAAGAACACACUCCGCAUCUCGUGCCCCGAGCCCGGCACCGUCGAGAUUGUUGACAAGACAAUGUUUGGCCGGAAUAGUACUCGGGUGACGCUGGAUGGCGCCGAGCGCGAGGAGAAGUCGAAGGGGAGAGGCAAGGUCUUCAUGCUCUCGGGCUCGCAUUGUGCCGAGGGCACCGGCGCGACUCUCCACUGUCGCCUCGUGUCGCGAGGCGACGGAUGGCACACGCGAUCGGAGCGCUUCCUCUCCCAGGACCCUGCCGAUGCAGGCCAGGGGGUCAACUGGUUCGGAGCAGAGGGCGAGAACGGCACGGUCGAGGGUCUUACGCACGGCAGCCUCGACCGCUUUUUUGAGUUCCUGUCCACGCACAACUUCAACGCGGUCCGAAUCCUCUUCAACCACCGCUCCGUGCGAGAGAACCGUCCCAUCCCGGCGCGCUCCUUCAGCGCACUGCACAAUCCUAGCCUGUACGACGCCAUGAGCGGCAAACCUGUCGAGUACCUUCGCAUGCUCGUGCUGCUCGUCGAGGCAGCUGCUCGGCGCAACGUCCUCGUGUUGAUUGCAUGCGGCCGGCUCGCUGCGGACUAUUGGCCCGGCUCCGGCCUUUGGUAUGACGACAGCAAAGGGAUCAGCGAGGAGUCCGUGCUCGCAAGCUGGAGCGAGGUGGCGAGCACUCUUUGCGGCCAGUGGAAUGUGUUUGCCGCCGACCUGAUGAACAAGCCACACGAGGCGACGUGGGCGAUGGGCAACCCGCGGACGGACUGGGAUGCGGCAGCGGCUCGCAUCGGCAACCACCUACUCAGCCAGUGUCCCCGUUGGAUGAUCUUUGUGGAAGGCAUCGCUGUCGGUGCGGCCAACGACGGCGGGGUGUCCCGUGGCUACUUUUGGGGGGAGAACCUCCGCGGCGCGCUGCAGCACCCGGUGGUGCUGCGCGACGAGAGCAAGCUGGUCUACUCGCCCCACACAUACGGCCCCUCGGUGCGCCAGCAGCAUUACUUUAACCGCGCAGAGGGCUUCCCUACCAACAUGCCCGACAUCUGGAAUCAGCACUUUCUGAAUGUGCGGCGCGCGCGAGGCGAGUCAGUAGUCGUGGGCGGCUUCGGCGGCCGCUUCCAGUCCGAAGAGGACCAAAAUUGGCACAUCAAGGCCGUGUCCUACUUCGUGAACAACCGCGUCAGCAGCUUCUACUGUGCCCUGAACCCGACGGCUGCCGGCACGGGAGGUUUGCUCGAGGAUGACUGGGCUACGCCUCGCAGCGACAAACUCGACGUCCUGUCCAGGCUGGAGAGCAGUGACGUGACGCAAUUUUUACCGCCGUCGCCGCGGCCGCCGCCGCCGCCGCCGCCGUGCCUCUGGGAGCGCGACAGUCCUUGCCACUUUGCUUGCACGCUCACAAACACGGAGGCCGGAUGCUCCGAGGGAGGGCGCGAUCAGUUGGUCACGUCCGUCCCAGGCGGGCCGUGCUUCUACUGCGGCCACUACAACAAGGACCCCGCUGGCUGCGUGACCAAGUACUUUCAGGUGCCGGGAGUCAGCUUCAUUGCCCUGAAACGGUGUGAGUUCAAGAAUGGCCGCUGCCAAGCCGAAUUUGAGCGGCAGAUGUGCGACGGCUGGCAGGUGCCGUCGCCGCUCCCUCCGCCGCCGCCACCGCCGCUCCAGCCGACUGAACGUUCCGAUUCCACCCAGCUGAGGCCAAGUGAUAGUGGCUCAGAGGUGCUCCUGCCCUCAGACUCGGCUAAGAGCCGAAAAAUGAUGAUUUCCACAGAGAUCAGAGUCUUGAGAAACUAG